Molecule: messenger RNA, 1143 nt
Organism: Zasmidium cellare ATCC 36951
Lineage: Eukaryota; Fungi; Ascomycota; Dothideomycetes; Mycosphaerellales; Mycosphaerellaceae
Product: glycoside hydrolase family 105 protein
Exons: 1
Coding region: 1-1143 (380 amino acids)
Biological process (GO): carbohydrate metabolic process
Source: RefSeq, a predicted model, not a curated record
AUGCCCCAACAACCCAUCACCGUCCACGGCCUACAAGCCCAACCGCUCAAACAAAAAAUAAACCUACUAAUCGACAACCUCGUCGCCAUCAACGACCAGACAGGAGAAUUCCUCUUACGCCUCCCAGAUGGCCGAGUAAUCGACACAAAGGGCUGGAACGACUGGGAAUGGACGCACGGAAUCGGGCUGUACGGCCUCUGGCAGUACUACUCUAUCGAUGGCUCCGAGAAAGCAUUGCGGGUGAUGCAGGAUUGGUAUAAAGAACAAUUGUCGAAUGGAACUACGAAGAAUAUCAACACCAUGGCCGUCUUCACGACCCUCGCGUAUCUGUACGAGAAAACCGGCGAGCAGACAUACCUCCCCUGGCUGGACUCGUGGGCCGAAUGGGCGAUGCACGACCUGCCGCGGACCACCUUCGGCGGCUUCCAACAUAUCACCUACCUGGAAGAGAACCACAACGAGCUUUGGGACGACACGCUCAUGAUGACGGUCCUUCCCCUCGCGAAGAUCGGGAAACUGCUAAACCGGCCGCAUUACAUCGAGGAAGCGAAACGCCAAGUCCUGCUCCAUAUUAAAUACCUCAUGGACCCGUCCACAGGCCUGUGGUUCCACGGGUGGAAAUUCGACACUUCAAGUCCAGGGGGCGUGGGCCAUAACUUCGCCCGGGCGAGGUGGGCGAGAGGGAAUUCGUGGGUGACGAUUUUCAUCCCGGAGUUCAUCGAAUUGCUCGACUUACCCCCUGGAGACGCCUUACGAACGCACCUCAUCGACACAUUGGAGGCCCAAUGUCUCGCCCUGGCGAAACUCCAAGACCCCGCUAGCGGCGCCUGGCGAACACUGCUCGACGUCCCCGAGAGCGAGGGAAGUUACAUCGAAGCCUCCGCAACCGCAGGGUUCGCGUACGGUAUCCUGAAAAGCAUUCGGAAAAGGUAUAUUAGCAAGGAGUACGAGGGCGUGGCGAUGAAAGCCGUGGAGGCGGUUCUGAGCAGAAUCGAUGCGGACGGUGAGCUGAGAGAUGUUAGUUUCGGGACGGGCAUGGGACAUGAUUUGCAGCAUUACAAGGAUAUCAAGUUGACGAGUAUGCCGUAUGGACAGUCGAUGGCGAUGAUGUUGUUGGUGGAGGUGUUGAGGUUGUUUUUGUGA